Messenger RNA from Alnus glutinosa, 1363 nucleotides. Its product is annotated as purple acid phosphatase 3-like. NCBI's taxonomy places the organism in Eukaryota, Viridiplantae, Streptophyta, Magnoliopsida, Fagales, Betulaceae. Gene Ontology annotation, molecular function: acid phosphatase activity; ferric iron binding; ferrous iron binding. The record is from RefSeq and is a predicted model, not a curated record. Bases 105 to 1100 code for a protein of 331 amino acids. The transcript has 7 exons.
CUAAGCCAUAUAAAAAGAGUUGUCCUACCCAGUCAAGCCCCAUAAGCUUUCUCCUUUUUCCAUUAAUUUCUCCCUUUUUCUCGGUUUCUAGCUAUCCCAAAACCAUGGCUGCCUUUCCGAACAAACCCGUCCUUUUAUGUCUUACAUUCACCGCUAUCCUAAUCUUGUGUUCGGUUCUUUCAAUAGCAGAGCUUCAGCAGCUUGAGCAAGAGCUAAAAGCCGACGGCUCUCUCAGCUUUCUGGUGGUCGGAGACUGGGGAAGAAGAGGAGGUUACAACCAAUCUGAAGUUGCUGACCAGAUGGGAAUAAUUGGAGAGAAGAUGGACAUCGAUUUUGUGAUCUCCACUGGAGAUAAUUUUUAUGAUGAUGGAUUGAAAGAUGUUGAUGAUCCGGCAUUUGAUGACUCAUUUACUAAAAUCUACACAGCACCUAGCUUGCAAAAGCAAUGGUACAAUGUAUUGGGAAAUCAUGACUACAGGGGUGAUGUUUUGGCACAGCUGAGUCCCAUCCUUAGGAAAGUGGAUAGCAGAUGGGUUUGCUUGAGAUCUUUUAUUGUCAGUGCUGAAAUUGUAGAAUUUUUCUUCGUGGACACAACUCCUUUUGUGGAUAAGUACUUCACGGAGCCAAAGGGCGAUGUUUAUGACUGGAGAGGCAUAUUACCUCGAAAGCAUUACCUUUCAAAUCUCCUAAAGGAUUUGGAUUUGGCAUUAAAAGAAUCGACUGCAAAGUGGAAGAUCGUGGUCGGUCACCAUACCAUCAGAAGUGCUGGACAUCAUGGUAUCACCGAUGAGCUUGUAGUGCAACUUCUUCCAAUCCUUGAGGAAAACAAUGUGGAUCUGUACAUAAAUGGGCAUGACCAUUGCUUGGAACACAUAAGUAGUCCUCACAGAAUUCAAUUUCUGACAAGUGGAGGUGGGUCGAAGGCGUGGAGGGGUGAUGUGGAUUGGUCGAAUCCAGAGGAAAUGAAGUUUUACUACGACGGCCAAGGCUUCAUGUCGGCGCAAAUUACUGAAACCAGAGUGGAGAUCGCAUUCUAUGAUAUUUUUGGCAAUGUUUUGCACACGUGGGCCACAUCCAAACAGCUCUACGCUACCGUUUAGGGCAAUUAGAUCGAUCAUGGACGUUCAUCUCAUAUAUGAAGUACGAAGCUUAGCCUUCCGAUGGGGGUCUAAUUAAAGAAAAUGGAUUACGUAUUAAAAUUAAAAAUGAUCCGUCUGUAUACGUGGAAGAUAGCUGCAUGGAAUUGUAAAAGCUAGAAGGAUUUUUAAGAUAUCUAUGUACUCAUACCCGGCUGUCUGGAAUCUCUAUUAAUGCUUUAAAUGACGUCUGAUUGGUCUUCGUAUAAAAGAGUGCUUCUCAACUA